CGUUCGGGCAGGAUGGCGGCGGCUGCGGUGGGCGCGGGCCCUGGCGCGGGGGGCCCGGGCGCAGUGAGCAGCAGUGGCGGCGCGCGCGAGGGCGCGCGGGUGGCGGCGCUGUGCCUGCUGUGGUACGCGCUGAGCGCGGGCGGCAACGUGGUCAACAAGGUGAUCCUGAGCGCCUUCCCGUUCCCGGUGACCGUGUCGCUGUGCCACAUCCUGGCUCUUUGCGCUGGGCUCCCGCCGCUGCUGCGCGCCUGGCGCGUGCCCCCCGCGCCGCCCGUCUCGGGCCCCGGACCCAGUCCGCAUCCGUCGUCCGGCCCGCUGCUGCCGCCGCGCUUCUACCCGCGCUACGUGCUGCCGCUCGCCUUCGGCAAGUACUUCGCGUCCGUGUCAGCGCACGUCAGCAUCUGGAAGGUGCCCGUGUCCUAUGCACAUACCGUCAAGGCCACCAUGCCCAUCUGGGUGGUCCUCCUGUCCCGGAUCAUUAUGAAGGAGAAGCAGAGCACCAAGGUAUACUUGUCACUCAUCCCCAUCAUCAGCGGUGUCCUGCUGGCCACCGUCACCGAGUUGUCUUUUGACAUGUGGGGACUCGUCAGCGCCCUCGCUGCCACGCUGUGCUUCUCGCUUCAGAACAUUUUCUCCAAAAAGGUCUUGCGAGAUUCACGGAUCCACCAUCUCCGGCUGCUCAACAUCCUGGGCUGCCAUGCCGUCUUCUUUAUGAUCCCCACCUGGGUUCUGGUGGACCUCUCGGCUUUCCUGGUCAGCAGCGACUUGACCUACGUCUACCAGUGGCCCUGGACGCUCCUGCUCCUGGCUGUCAGCGGCUUCUGUAACUUUGCCCAGAAUGUUAUCGCCUUCAGCAUCCUCAACCUCGUUAGCCCCUUGAGCUACUCAGUCGCCAAUGCCACCAAGAGAAUCAUGGUCAUCACGGUGUCCCUGAUCAUGCUGCGCAACCCAGUCACCAGCACCAACGUCCUGGGCAUGAUGACCGCCAUCCUGGGGGUCUUCCUCUAUAACAAGACCAAGUACGAUGCAAACCAGCAAGCCAGGAAGCACCUCCUCCCCGUCACCUCAGCGGACCUGAGCAGCAAGGAACGUCACCGGACCCCACUGGAGAAGCCCCACAACGGCCUCCUCUUCCCCCAGCACGGGGACUAUCAGUACGGCCGCAACAAUAUCUUAACAGACCACUUCCAGUACAGCCGGCAGAGCUACCCAAACUCGUACAGUUUGAACCGCUAUGAUGUGUAGAGUCCAGAGGACAGGACCAGACUGUUCUGUAACUCCUUCCCUGGCCCCCACAGCAGUAUCAGAAACUUCUGACAAUCAGUGAAUGUACAACCCAGCCGAGGGGAUGGUGCACAACUCUCCUUCAGAAGCCCUGGGGUUCCUGGCCCCCCGUGAGCCUCAGGAGGAUGCAUUGCCUGCAGUGCAGACAGCUGUGAGCUCUGGGCAAACCUAAACAGAGACCGGUGUCUCAUGCUCUUUCUUCCUGGAGUCUGUCAUCUGAGGGCCAUGUCCCUGCGGAGAUCUUGGCCACGUUGUACCUUUCCAUGUGGAAUUAUUCCCCAAGCAGUGUAGCUCAGAGCACUUGUGUCUGCAUUCCAGAUAACAUUCAGGACCCUGUGUGAAAAGCUGGGGUCACUGUGGCUGUAGACCAUGAGCUAGCAGUGGGGGUGUCCAGGGCGGUACUUGAGAACGUCAGACUGGCUACUUUAAUUCCCUGGCGCAGAUAUGCAUGGGACCAACAGGGUCACCGAGCAGACAGGGAGCCCGCGAGAAUCCAUUCAAAACAUCCCCAGCCACAGAGAUGGAUCCAGUUUCCUGGUCAUCCCCUUAGCAGUUCACAAGUUCCUGGAAAAUGUUCCAAAGCAAAAAGCGAUUGCAAUUAGCAUCCAGUUCCUGCAGCCUGGUGCUCUGCCCUGCACGUCAGGGUUGGCAUCCACCCAGAUCCAGAUGGAAGGGAAACUGCUCUCUUCUCCUUUGCCUCCUCUUCCCUCACCAGAGCAGGGCGCUUCUCUUGGGGUGGUGAGAAGGAUCUUCGAGAAAUCGUGUUCAGUAUUUUAAGCUCUAUUUCUGUGGCACGUGUCUUUUGAGAGGCGUCGUCACCUCUUCUGUGAUGACUUGGUAGGUUGUUUGGUAGAGAGAUCUUGAUUUUCGGAGGAUCUUGCAUUUUUCUAGGGAAUAUUUUGUAGUUUAUGUGUGUUUUUGCCUUGGUCCCCACUAUGGGAUGCAUUAGGACUGGCCUAUGCAUCGAAAAUCUUUUUGUUUCUAAACAUUUAAAAACUAAGUUCCCCGGCCAGGCACGGUGGCUCACACCUGUAAUCCCAGCACUUUGGGAGGCCAAGAUGGGCGGAUCACGAGGUCAGGAGUUCGAGACCAGCCUGGCCAACAUAGUGAAACCCCACCUCUACUAAAAAUACAGAAAUUAGUCAGGCGUGGUGUCGCGCGCCUGUAGUCCCAGCUACUCAGGCUGCUGAGGCAGGCGAAUCACUCGAACCUGGGAGGCAGAAGUUGUGGUGAGCCGAGAUUGUGCACUCCAGCCUGGGUAACAGAGCGAGACUCCAUCUCAAAAAAAAAAAAAAAAAAAAACCAAGUUCCCACUGGUGAUGCCUGUGUGACACAUUUGGGUAUUUAGUAGGAAAUAAUGAAGUGUUUUGAAGCUUCGAGAGAAGCUUCAAAAUUGUCACAAUUGCUGAAAACAGAAUUAAUCGUGAACAUUAUCUCGAUAUUUUGUAUAAUAGACAAGACCACAGUGUUUUGGUUCCCUGACCUGUUUUUGUGUUUAUGUUAGGAUCUGAAUCAUGUUCUGGGUAAGGGGACGAGGAGCAAACACUGCACUAAGAUUUGGUUUGCCAAAUCAGAUUCUUUGGUCGAGUCAGUUUGGGGCCAGGCGUGGUGGCUCACGCCUGUAAUCUCAGCACUUUGGGAGGCUGAGGUGGGCGGAUCACUAGAGUUUGAGACCACCCUGGCCAACAUGGUGAAACCCCAUCUCUACUAAAAAUACAAAAAUUAGCCAGGCAUGGUGGCACCUGCCUGUAAUCCCAGCUACUUGGGAGGCUGAGGCAGGAGAAUCACUUGAGCCCAGGUGGUGGAGGUUUCAGUGAGCUGAGAUCACACCACUGCACUCCAGCCCUGGUGACAGAGUGAGACUCUGUCUAAAAAAAAAAAGGGAAUCAAUUUGGGUCUUGGCAGAAAUCAACGUAAGGAAUAUGACAGGACCCCAGUAGGUAACCUGAGUGCUCAGGUCUGAGCUGUGGUCUCUUUUAUGGCUUCAUGAAAGGACCGUGCCCUCAUGGAGGGGACCACGGCUUGGCUUGUGGGGUCUUAGGUGAUGGCUGCCUUCUUUCUUCAUCACCACACCCAGCUUCUUGCUGGCACUUAGGGGAAGAGAGCAGGAAAUGAGAGGUUUACCUUUUAUCUCCCAGCGAGCGAGAUGUUUCCCUGUUCAGAGAGGAAGUAACAUCGCUUAUGCUUGACUCGUGUUUUGUUGUUGUUGUUGUUUGUUUUUCUUUCAAUUGGAAUUCUGUAUUUAAGAUGUUAUGUCAGCUGACACAUGGGACACUCCUGAAGAGGUGACCAGCCCCCCACCCUGUUUGGCAGUGAGUUUCCGCACCACCGGCCUCAGAAGUGUCCCUUUUGCUUCGUCUCUUGUUCACUUGCUUUGUAAAUACUUUGGUCCCAAGCUGAGACAAUUGCUGUGUAAAACGUGAAGAGUCAAUCCCAAAGGGUGUUAUUUGUCAGAAGAACUUGCCGUGUGCCUUCACCGAAGGCAGUCAAGUCUGCAGUUGGAUUUUUCUCACUGGUGAAUGACAAGAAACAGGGAUAAUUUUGCACUGCGGAGAUAUUACGGGAGUUGUCUAUAUGAUUAUAGUACCUGAUUCUUUGAAUAUAUCAUUGAACUCCAAAAUGAAUUCAACCUCCAUUCAGGCUUCAUGAAAUCUCUGAAGUUGCUGAAAUUUGUAUAUUAUUUUCCUUUUCCAAUGCAAGAUCUGCUGGUGAGGGGAAAUGACUGUCUGGUUUUAUUAUGGUUUAUAAAUUAAUAAAUGGGCUAUUUAAUUCUGUAUAUAAA
This is a messenger RNA of Nomascus leucogenys (northern white-cheeked gibbon), 4066 nucleotides long. It is a transcript of the gene SLC35E1, whose product is annotated as solute carrier family 35 member E1. The record is from RefSeq and is a predicted model, not a curated record. Gene Ontology annotation, cellular component: Golgi apparatus. Lineage: Eukaryota; Metazoa; Chordata; Mammalia; Primates; Hylobatidae. Gene Ontology annotation, molecular function: antiporter activity.